This is a messenger RNA of Linderina pennispora, 552 nucleotides long. RefSeq lists its product as uncharacterized. Gene Ontology annotation, biological process: kinetochore assembly; DNA repair; resolution of meiotic recombination intermediates. The transcript is spliced from 4 exons. Gene Ontology annotation, cellular component: FANCM-MHF complex; Fanconi anaemia nuclear complex. Lineage: Eukaryota; Fungi; Kickxellomycota; Kickxellomycetes; Kickxellales; Kickxellaceae. Bases 1 to 552 code for a protein of 183 amino acids. The record is from RefSeq and is a predicted model, not a curated record.
AUGUCAUCCACACCGAGCAAGGCGCCAGACAGCAGCACCAGCAGCACCAGCACUAGCAGCGCCCCGGCGAGCGCCGACCCAAUACAGAAUGCGUCAAAGAAAGCGUUCCACAGCAGUGCGCUGUACCUGCAAUCCGAGCUGGAGGCAAGGCUGAACGACGCUGCCAUCAGCAAGUACGAGGGACAGACGUACAAGGAGAUGGAGAUGCAGCUGGCUGAGAUCGACGAUUUGGUUGCAUCCGUCGAUAGCCUGGAGCAGAUGGCGCAGGAGCUGGAUGCAUACUCGCUGCAGCUAGAGACGAGGUUCAAGAACCUGCUAAACGGAUACAAGGUCAAGCCGGAGGCAUUGGAGGCCGUGUUCAAGAAGGCGUGGGCCCACGACAACACGGGGAUAAAGCCCGAUGCACUGGCCCUGUCGUCGGAAUUCAUGACGUUGUUUAUCAAGGAGGCACUGGAGCGCGCCAAGGCAAAGCACCGCGAGUCGGGAUCCACGGGCCCAAUCGACGAGUCCCACCUUGAAAAGAUCCUGGCUCAGCUGCUGCUCGAUUUCUAA